Messenger RNA from Schistosoma spindalis, 2187 nucleotides. The record is from the annotation of a GenBank genome assembly. NCBI's taxonomy places the organism in Eukaryota, Metazoa, Platyhelminthes, Trematoda, Strigeidida, Schistosomatidae.
AUCUAACGGUUCCUAAACAUUAGAAAAUUAAUUCAUUAAACAUAUUCACUUAAUCAGCAUUCCCAUGAUUAAAUGGAAUAAAUUGUUCUUCACUUAUAAAGUUUCCAAUAUAAUGAAAACUUUUGUUACAAAUAAUUCAUCAAUAAUAAUACCUAUUGGAUUUGUUCAGUAUUAUUCAAUUUCUAUUAAUAUCAGAAUGAAUAGUACUACUAUUAAAACUUAUAAUAGUAGUCGCUUAAUUUAUAGAAAUUUAUCAUUUACUGCUAAUUUAUUUCAACCAAUAUCAUCACCAUCAUCGACAUCAGUAAAACCGAGAGAUCAUCAAACCAAUUUAAGUUUGGGACUUUUUCAUCCCAAGAAGAAACGUGUAGAUAAAGAAAUAGUUAACUUAAAACAAUCUGGAUUUUACGAUAUCUCAGGUUAUGGUUUUGCACAGUACACUAAUUUGAAAAUGCUACACUCCUAUCUUUCCAAAUUUGAUAAUCUGUAUAAAUUCCCUACAUUACCAUCGGAACUAUCAUCGGAAGUAUUGCUAGUCUCUCAGUUGUCUAAAAUAAAUACGGAAAAUAAUAAUCCAUGGGAUGCAUUUAUUUUCAAUAAUGGAGUGGCUGUUUUUUGGAAUAUGCCUGAAGAAAAUCAUCAGUCAUUGUUAAAAGAAUUUUGUCAAUUCAGUGAAGGAAUUUUAGAAGAGAAUCUAAUUGAACGUGAAGAUUUAAGAUAUUGUUUUACCAAUGAUCAUACCCGUGUCGUCGGUGAAGACAUUUACUUACAUAUUCCAUCAUUCGACGAUGUGUCACGUCACACAGAACAACAAUCGCACAAAGAUCUAACAUUACAAGACCGAUAUUCAAAGGUGGCAUCAACUUCUUUGACUGACGAUAAUUCACUGUUGGAAAAAUUUGCAUUUUCUGAUGCUUUAGCCUUGUCAGUGAAACUUUCUCUAUUAGAGAAUGGAUUCGAUACAGCAGUUGUUGAAAUUGAACCAUGGAUUGAAAGGAUGAAGACAGGUCGUGGUGCUAGAUUCCGUCAAUCUGCAGUUUUACGAAAAACUGGUGAAUUGUACACAAUUAAACAUUUGUUGAAUGUUAGUACUAGUUUAAUUGAAACACCUGAUUUCUAUUGGGAAAGACCAAAUGUUGAGAAAUUAUUUGAAAAAUUAAAAUAUGUACUAAGUGUUUCAUCAAGAAUAAAGGUAUGUUUAAUAUAUAUAUAUAUGUUUUCCAAUUAAUUUAGUUACUUCAAUUAAAUGUGAGAUUAUAAUUUAUGGACGACCUUUAAGUGACACUAUAAUGACUUGGAGAAUUUCCAUCUACUAACUAGAGCUAAAUAAGGAUUAUAAGCUAGUGUGAGGAAUUAAGAUUAUGAUUUUUAGUUAAUAGUUAUGGUUAAGAACUAGAUUUAGGAUUUUCAUCACAGACUGAUAUCGGCUAAAAUGUUAAAACGCUAUUCAACUAAAUGGAUGAAUGGAUUUUGCGCCAAAAUCCAAGACAUGUUACCCUAAAUCUGAUUGGUUCGUCUAUAAAUUAUAGUCACACUAAGUGAUUAGAGUAAAAUUUAAAGUAACUAUGAUGCUUCAGAUGUAAUAAUGUCAAGUGUAUUUUCCAUAGAUAUUUGGAUUAUGCUAAAUCUAUAAUAAUUCCAGUUAGCAUAGUGGAAAGUUGAAUGUUUGUAUAUGGGGAUAACUUAUUAUUCAUGUAAGAAGUUGGUUUGAUUAUAAAGUUAGCUGAUAAUAAUUAAUAAUGGAUUCGAAUUGUAUGUCUAACGUUUCUUGUCGUUGUAAUUUAAUUAUUACUACAUGAGGAUUGUUUCAAUAUCGCCAUUUAAGCACAAGUAUUAUUAGCGGAGAUGAAUAACAACUAGCAGUAGAAUUCAGAACACUCGUUUCAUUCUAAUCAAUCGAUAUCUGAAUCCAGUAGUUAUGUGGAUAACGUGAUGUUGGUUGAAGUUAACAAUACUGGAUUUAAGUCCCGAAGUUAACAUCAACUCUAGGAUGCAGGUAAAUCCAGCUAAUGAGUCUUACAUAGGAUGAAACUCACGUCCUGGAUUCCACUGCUAAAAUCUAGUCGUUAAGAAUCUAUAGCCAAUUUAAUAUACCUUAAUAAUCGUGUCAAAAUAAAAUAUUGUUGGUAAAUUUCUUAAUUUUUUAUUGUAUAAUUUAUUGAUUUACAUUUACUUCUUUCUAACCGG